Molecule: messenger RNA, 2406 nt
Organism: Danio rerio (zebrafish)
Lineage: Eukaryota; Metazoa; Chordata; Actinopteri; Cypriniformes; Danionidae
Source: RefSeq, a predicted model, not a curated record
UUCCCCCAGUUGAAUAAAAUAAGAUUUCCUAAAAAUAAGGGAAAAAUCUUGUUUUGUCUUAUUUUCGUGAACCCAAUCUCGUCUCUGGUCUUGUGGAGUAAGCGUCUCGUCACACCCCAAUUUCUAGUGUUACAAAAGUAAGAAAGAAAUAUGAGUGGCAGUUGAGGUAAAAUUGCUUGUGAUCAUGUUCCCUCAUGUCUGAUGCCAGAGGGGAAUGUUAUGGUUUAAGUUGACAGUAUGGUGACAUAAUUCAAAUAAACAAUACUGUAGUUAGUACUGCGGUGUACAUGAUAAAGUGACGUUUUAUGCAAAAUCAAACUUUUAAAUCUGAUUUUAUUAAUGUAAACUAUGUAAUUACUACAGUGAUUGUCAUACAACUAACUGUAAGCUAAAUCAUUGACAAUAUUCAUUAUUCAUUGAAUUUUACAAUGCUUAUGCAAAGGCCAUUUUACAAAGAGACAGAAUAAAUGUAAGUUUUAUGCUUUUUAUGGUUUUGGGGACAAUUGCAAACAUUGCAGAAAUGCCAUAUACCUGUGGAGUUUUAUUUUAAGCUGAGAAUAACCACUUGAUCCCUUUAUAAAAUAAUAUUGAGAGUGAUGGAUUUUUAAAUUAAUAAAGAUUAUAAAAUAUUUUGUCUUUUUACUGCAUGUGAGUUUCGCAAUAAUGCAUUCUGAUGACUGAUCAUUCACAAACUUGGCAUGGGAGGAGUUUGUGUGUGUAAAGUUACUUUAAAGGAGUAUUACAUUGCCAUGUUGUAAGGUUUGUGCAACUUUACAGAAUCAUGGAGAAGAGCUUGCCUUUUCAUUACCCUUUACAGGAUUACCUGUUUACUUGGAUUGGACUGUUUUUCUCUUUGCUUGAUAUAGCAAUGGAUAUCUGGACAGUUGUGUCACUUUAUCGAAGUGAGGCUUAUGUGUUUAUGGGGCUGAUGAUCUUCUUUUUACUGGGCUCCUCAGUGUUGUUACAGGUAUUCAGUUGGCUCUGGUACUCUGAUUCUCUGGAUGAGCUUGAAACUGAGGUGGAGAAAUUUGCAGAGAGACAUGACUUGAUCAAACCACUUCACUUUCUGCAGCUUGGGGUCUACCUCAGAUAUGCUGGAGUGAUUGAAAUUUCCACAAAACGUUUUCUUCACCAGAAAGAUAUUUUCAAAGAGAGUGCGUACCUGAACCUUGACUUUAAGAUGCUACGCCUAUUUGAGACAUUUGCUGAAAGGACUCCACAACUCAUACUCAUGAUGUCUUUAAUUCUACAAAGAGGAAAGCUUCAGCUUUUUACAGGUUUAAAAUUUCUCACAUCAGCUGCUUCAAUUGCCAGUUCUCUUGCCAUGUACCACAACGGCAUUCGGAUUUGUUUUGAUGUAAAAUGCUGGACCGCCACUGCUGUCUAUUUGCUGUGGAACUUUCUGCUGAUCUUUCCCCGUGUGGCCGCUCUGGCACUCUUCUGCAGUGUAUUCCCGUGCCACAUCGUUGCUCAUUUUCUAUCUUUGUGGAUGGUGCUGGUGUUUGUGGCCUGGAGACAGAAAACAGAUUUCAUGGAAAGCAGCGGCUGGCAAUGGCUUUUCAAAGCUACAGUUGGACUCAUCUGGUAUUUCAGCUGGUUUAAUAUCUCAAAAAGUAAUACAAAGUUAAAGCAUGCCAUUUAUUGUAGCUUCUUGCUGUUAGACAUGAUGAUGCUUCUGGGCUUCUGGAGUUGGAAGGUGACCGAGUAUGCAGGCUGCUGGACCUCUUUAAACCCUGCUGUAGUUAUCCCAACACUACUAGGAUUGUAUAUCAUUGGAAAUCUAGUGAUGAUGAUGAACUACAAAUGGUUUUAUACUAGCUACAAACAGAAAACAGAUGAACUCAGUAAAAAAAUCAAAGAAGGUACAUUUAAAAAAGCAAUGCCAUUAGGUUAUAGCAUUGAGACAGAAACUGUAGAUGAAGUUCCUGGAGUUCUCCUUCGAAGUAAAAUCAUGGCAGCAGAUUUCUGCUUUUAGUUCUUAAUUCAAUUGUACAAACCCUUCCCUAUAUCCAGUUUUGUUACUGUAAAAUUUAUAAACUGUUAUAGACAAUAUACCUAUUUUCAUAAUGGAUUACUAUCUUAGGAAUAAAGCUGCAAAACCUGUCAGAGGGGAAGCAUCUUUUUAAAAGGUACACUUUUAUACCUUACAGGUGCACAUUAGUAUAUAAAAGGUACAAUGUGGUACUUUUAAUGUACAAUUUUAUACAUUUAGGGUACUAUGAGGUACCCUUUUCUAAAGUCACAGGUUUGUACCUUUAUUUCUGUGAGUGUUUGUGAGAAUUGUUUACAAGACAAACACUAUUUAGAUGGCUGUGAAGGAGUGGUAUCCUGAUCAAUGGCAAUUUUUAUAUAUUGUCUGCCUGUAUCCUUUCUGUGAUUUGAUAAUAAUAAAGUUUUGAAUCAAUG